Stegastes partitus (bicolor damselfish) is the source of this 1094-nucleotide messenger RNA. It is a transcript of the gene sumo2b, whose product is annotated as small ubiquitin like modifier 2b. Lineage: Eukaryota; Metazoa; Chordata; Actinopteri; Pomacentridae. The transcript is spliced from 4 exons. Gene Ontology annotation, molecular function: protein binding. The record is from RefSeq and is a predicted model, not a curated record. Bases 83 to 370 code for a protein of 95 amino acids.
CAAAUUAUUUAAACGGGAACGAGUACGUGCGCGCACUCGUAGUCUUUGUGUGGCAGUGUAGAGAAGCGCCAAAAGAGUGACCAUGGCUGAUGAAAAACCAAAGGAAGGAGUGAAGACGGAAAACAAUGAACACAUCAACCUGAAGGUGGCAGGUCAGGAUGGAUCUGUAGUGCAGUUCAAAAUCAAAAGACACACGCCGCUCAUCAAACUCAUGAAGGCCUACUGCGAGAGACAGGGACUGUCGAUGAGGCAAAUCAGAUUCAGAUUUGACGGACAGCCUAUAAAUGAGACAGACACACCAGCACAGUUGGAAAUGGAAGAUGAAGAUACGAUCGAUGUGUUUCAACAACAGACGGGAGGCCUGAUUUAACCAACGCGCCACCAGUUCCCUCCUCAACACAACCGACCCACCGGCCGGCGACACACGGCGGCUGCUGCUUCACAACUCUCUCAACAGAACUCCUGCAGAAGAAGUUUUCGUUUCUCUGCCACGCCUAACUGCUGUAUAGUAUUUUCAUUCUCGCCCCUGUUACUUUUCUGUCUUUGUACAUAAACCACAUCCACAUCAUCCCUGAGUUCAGGUUUUUGUUUGAUCAUGCUGUAUCGUGGUAGAUGUGGAGGACUUCCCUUCCCCGUUUGAAGGGUUUGUUCUGGAGACGCAGAUGGUUAGGACUGGUGAUAGAGUGAGAAAUAAUUAACUGACUUUGUUGAUCACAUAUUGAUGAGCUUGUCUUGGUCAGUGUCCAGCAAUUCUGUUCUUAAGGUCUACGUUUGUUCAACUGGCUGUCACGUGGUGAACCCAGUUUGGGAAUGGGGCUGGGUUUUCAUUUGGUUUCUGUUCACUUCAGAAAACAAUAUUUGAUUUUAUACAUUUUUUUAUAUCGUAGUGGAUGUGUAGAAAAAAAUGUUUUGAUUAAUCAUUUUACGAGGCCACUUCAAAUUCUGGGAAGCCUGAAGAGAUGUUUCAGUAAAACAAACAUCUGUAUUGUCUAAGAUGCCUGUCAAAUAAAGCUAUUGUCUUUUUUCCAAACUUUCACUAAUUUUGUUUCCAAUAUUAUUCCACAGUAUACAAUAAAUUUGUAGAACUAUGACAA